GCCCCCGCUCGGCCCCGCCCCCGAGGAGGCAGAGGCGGCAGAGGUGGCGGCGGCCGCGGCGUCGCGUCUUCGCAGCUCGGGCUGAGGAGGCGGCUUCGGCCCGGGGCGAGCGAAGGAAGGAGCGGAGCCGGAGCCAAGCGGCUGGCUGACGCCACCCUGCCCGGGAUGGCAGAAGACCAGGCGGCCCCCGAGCCCAUGGCUCAGCACUGCAACAGCAACACCUACCGGAGUGCCCAGCAUUCCCAGUCCCUGCUCAGCGGGCUCUUGGCCCUCCGGGACAGCGGCAUUCUGUUUGAUGUCGUCUUGGUGGUGGAAGGCAAACAAAUAGAAGCUCAUCGGAUCCUCCUGGCUGCUUCCUGUGACUACUUCCGGGGGAUGUUUGCAGGGGGCCUGCGGGAAAUGGAGCAGGAGGAGGUCCUGAUCCACGGCGUCUCCUACAAUGCCAUGUGCCAGAUUCUCAACUUCAUUUACACUUCUGAGCUGGAACUCAGUCUGCACAACGUCCAGGAGACCUUGGUGGCUGCCUGCCAACUCCAGAUCCCCGAGAUCAUCCACUUCUGCUGCGACUUCCUCAUGUCCUGGGUGGACGAGGAGAACAUCCUGGACGUGUACAAGCUGGCCGACCUCUUCGAGCUGGGCCGGCUGACGGAGCAGCUGGACUCCUACAUCCUCAGGAACUUUGUGGCCUUCUGCCGCACGGACAAGUACCGGCAGCUGCCGCUGGAGAAGGUGUACGCGCUGCUGAGCAGCGACCGGCUGGAGGUCAGCUGCGAGAACGAGGUGUACGAGGGCGCGCUGCUCUACCACUACACGCCCGAGCAGAUCGAGGCCGACCAGGUGUCGCUGCUGGAGCCGCCCAAGCUGCUGGAGACCGUGCGCUUCCCCCUGAUGGAGCUGCAGCUGCUGCAGCGGCUGCACGACAAGCUGAGCCCCUGCCCGCUGCGCGACACGGUGGGCAGCGCCCUGCGCUACCACCGCCACGAGAGCCUGCAGCCCAGCCUGCAGAGCGCGCACACGGCGCUGCGCUCCGAGUUCCGCUGCGUGGUGGGCUUCGGGGGCAUGCACUCGACGCCCUCCACCGUGCUCAGCGACCAGGCCAAGUACCUGCACCCCACGCUGGGCGAGUGGCGCCACUUCACCGCCGCCCUGGCGCCGCGCAUGUCCAACCAGGGCGUGGCCGUCCUGCACAACUUCGUCUACCUGAUCGGCGGCGACAACAACGUGCGCGGCUUCCGGGCCGAGUCCAGAUGCUGGAGGUACGACCCGAGGCACAACAGGUGGUUUCAGAUUCAGUCCCUGCAGCAAGAGCACGCCGACCUCUGCGUCUGCGUCCUGGGCAAGUACAUCUACGCUGUGGCCGGGCGGGACUACCACGCGGACCUGAAGGAGGUGGAGCGCUAUGACCCCGACACCAAUGCCUGGGACUACGUGGCCCCGCUCAAGAGAGAGGUGUACGCCCACGCGGGGGCCACUCUGGACGGGAAGAUGUACAUCACCUGCGGCCGGCGAGGCGAGGACUACCUGAAGGAGCUGCACCGCUACGACCCGGACGCCAACUGCUGGGAGGCGCUGGCCGACGGCCCCGUCCGGCGCGCCUGGCACGGCAUGGCCACCCUGCUGGGCAAGCUCUACGUGAUCGGCGGCAGCAACAACGACUCGGGCUACCGGAGAGACGUCCACCAGGUGGUGUACUACAGCCCGAGCACCAGGCAGUGGACGGCAGUCUGCCCCCUGCCCGCCGGGCACGGGGAGCCGGGGAUCGCCGUCCUCGACAAUAAGAUCUACGUCUUGGGGGGCCGCUCCCACAACCGAGGCAGCCGCAUGAGCUACGUCCACGUCUACGACGUGGAGAAGGACUGCUGGGAGGAGGGGCCGCAGCUGGAGAACGCCAUCUCGGGCCUGGCGGCCUGCGUGCUCACUCUGCCCAGGUCGCUGCUCACAGACCCGGCCCGGCGCACCCCCAGCUGGCACCCCGAGCGGGGCCAGCGGGACCCCGACCUGGCCUCGGAGGUGAUGAGCGUGUCUGACUGGGAGGAGUUCGACAACUCCAGCGAGGACUGAGCCUGGGGAGGGAUCCCCUCCGGGAUUUUAGGAGAGACGGCGGAGCCUCGGGAAGGGAGAACGCCUCGGCGGGAGAACUGGAUGCCCCCCUCCGGCCCGCACCUCUGCAGGGCGCCCGCCGACGGCACGGCCGCGGCCCUCCAACCGGCCGGCCCCGCGAGCUCUUUGAGAAAGCGCCCGACUAAGGGGCGAGGUGUACAAAGAAGGGUUUUUUAAAGAGAGAUUUUAAACUUUGUAGCCAGAGCUCCCUCCUGCCUGCGGCUGCCAGGCUCGCGGGCAGGCUGGCGGCCUCGGGCUCGGUCACGGUCUCCGGGCAGCGGAGGCUCCGGACGGGGCGGUCAGGCGUAAGCGGCAGAGCCGGGGGCCCCUUGGCCUCCUGAGGACGAGCGCUCUGACCCCGAGGGGCGGGGACCAGCGCGCCCCAAGGCCCAGAGCGGGCCUCCGGAGGCAGGAGGGUUAGAACCAGUUCUGAAGAGGGAAAGGGCAUGGAUUACUGGGGGGCUUUUUCAAACCAUUCAGUUCACCGAUGAAAUAAUAAAAUUGUCUAGGAGGCCUUUAUUGCAUUCCUAGGACCCGA
Molecule: messenger RNA, 2638 nt
Organism: Antechinus flavipes (yellow-footed antechinus)
Lineage: Eukaryota; Metazoa; Chordata; Mammalia; Dasyuromorphia; Dasyuridae
Gene: KLHL22
Product: kelch like family member 22
Exons: 7
Coding region: 166-2061 (631 amino acids)
Biological process (GO): cell division; protein monoubiquitination; proteasome-mediated ubiquitin-dependent protein catabolic process
Cellular component (GO): Cul3-RING ubiquitin ligase complex; nucleus; mitotic spindle
Molecular function (GO): protein binding
Source: RefSeq, a predicted model, not a curated record